AUGGAGGGGCAGAUAAAAUACUUUAUAUGUAGCUGGGAGAAGUCUCGUGAUUGCUGGCCCUUGUUCUUGUCCCCACAAGACUUCAACUUAUCAGAUGUCUGCUGCAAAUGCAGUACAGCAGAUAGAAAACAGCCUAGGAGAUUCCUGGAGUGUGUGGAAGAUAACUUCCUGACGCAACUGGUGAGGGAGCUGACUAGGGAAGGUGCCCCGCUAGACCUGCUUUUUGCAAACAGGGAAGGCCUUGUGGAUGGUGUGAUGGCUGGAGACUGUCUUGGGCACAGCAAUCAUGAAAUGCGAGAGUUUCCUCUUCUUGGAGAUGUAAGGAGGGGGAUCAGCAGAACUGCUGCUUUGGAUUUCCGGAGGGCAGACUUUGGCCUGUUUAGGAGCCUGGUUGACAGUGUCCCAUGGGAGGCAGUUCUGAAGGGCAAAGGAGUCCAGGAAGGGUGGACACUCUUCAAGGAGGAGGUCUUAAAGGACCAGAAGCAGGCUGUCCCUGUGUGCUGGCAGACGAAUUGCCGGGGAAGACCACCAGCCUGGCUGAACAGAGAGCUUUUGUGCAAGGAUCCACCCUACAAAGUUGAGGAAUCUGGGUAUGCUGGUUUCAUUUUACCAAUUGAGGUUUAUUUCAAAAACAAGGAAGAACCUAAGAAAGUUCGGUUUGACUAUGACUUAUUCCUGCACCUUGAAGGCCACCCACCUGUAAAUCACCUCCGCUGUGAAAAGCUCACAUUCAACAACCCGACAGAGGAAUUCAGAAGAAAGCUGCUAAAGGCAGGAGGGAUCAUGGUAAUGUCAGAUGGCACAUCAUUCUCUUCAGGACAGAGCCUUCAUCUCCCCAACCUUCCCAGUAACUCCCUGUCUUUUUCUGAAGUGAAGAAGAAAUCAUCUCAUGGGCUAAAGGACCCAAAUAGGAUUCUGAACAUAAAUAGCAGCAGCAGCAGUAGUAACAGUUUUUCAAAGAUCCACAAGUUAACAAAGGAGCACAAAGAAAAAACUUCUAAAGACUCAAAAGAACAUAAAAGUGCCUUCAAAUUAUCUUCCAGGGACCACAAAUCUUCCAAAGAAUCCUCUAAGAAACCCAAAGAAAAUAAACCGCUAAAAGAUGAAAAAAUAGUUCCUAAGAUGGCCUUCAAGGAACCGAAGCCCAUGUCCAAGGAGCCAAAAUCUGAAAACACCCCCAUCCUUACCAUAAUGGUUGGGCAGCAGCAAGAAAAGAAGACUCCCACAAAAAGGCCCUCUGUUCUGGACUCUGAUGAACCUUCUGCAAAAAAAAGAAAAAAAAGUGGCUCAGAUUCAUUAUUUAAAAGUUUUUCUAGCACCCCAUCACUGAUUCUUACUUGUUCAAGUGACAAAAAACAGACAAAGGACAAAUCUCAACUCAAAGUGGGGAGAGUCAAAAUUGAAAAUGAUGCACUGGAAAAGAAAACAACUACUCUGCCACCAUUUGAUGAUAUUGUAGAUCCCAAUGAUUCUGACAUGGAGGAAAACAUGUCCUCCAAAUCUGAAUCAGAACAGCCCAGUCCUGCCAGUUCCAGCUCCAGUUCCAGUUUUACACCAUCUCCAAACAGCAGACAACAAGGUCCGUUGAGGUCUAUAAUGAAAGAUCUGCAUUCAGAUGAUAAUGAAGAUGAAUCAGAUGAAGCAGAUGAGAAUGACAGUGAUUCUGAGUUGGAACAACCUGUAAAUGCACGAGGAGGAAGCAGGAGUCGCAGAGUUAGCCUGAGUGAUGGCAGUGACAGUGACAGCAGUUCAGCUUCCUUGCCACUACAUCAUGAACCAGCACCACCUUUACUGAAAACAAACAACAACCAGAUUUUCGAAGUGAAAAGUCCAAUAAAGCAAAACAAAUCUGAUAAACAAAUAAAAAAUGGGGAUUGUGAUAAGGCAUAUCUCGAUGAACUAGUAGAGUUACACAGAAGACUGAUGACACUGAGAGAGAGACAUGUAUUGCAGCAGAUAGUAAAUCUUAUAGAAGAAACUGGACACUUUCAUAUCACAAAUACAACCUUUGACUUUGAUCUUUGCUCACUGGACAAAACCACAGUUCGUAAACUACAGAGUUAUCUGGAAACAUCUGGAACCUCCUGAGGAUUCAGCAUCUGGCUGCAUCAAAAACUGUUCUGUAAAUGAAACAUUCAGAAUGAGGCAGCCAAAAUGGGGGGAUAAAACAAAACAACCCUCUUAAGCUUUAUUUUUCCUUAAAGCCAGUCAUCAUCUCUUGAUAAGGGAGAGGAAAAGUGACAAAACUCAGAGGACCACUCUUCUCAAGAAGAAAAUGCUCUGGAAGAGUUUGCCUGGAUAGCCUUGAAAAACAAACACACAGAAACAAACAAAAAUACUAGGUCUUAAUGAAUGUGUAUGUUAUCAUGUAUCUCUCUCUGUGGUGUUCCAGUCCACAAGAUGAAUGCAUGUUCAGCACACUGCCUUACUACAUAACUGAUCUAUUUAUUAUUGCAUACGUGUAUUCUAAAGUCAGUGAGUUAUUGAAUGAUACUACCAGAUGUUGCAAGUAGUGGGCUCCCAUGCGUGCUCUUUUGGUGCAGUACUAUCACAAGCCUGGUAAACUUAUUCAUGUUAAAAUGCCACUUCUUGCUAUCUUUCUAUAGUCACUUAGAACACUACAGUCUUGUUUCCACUUCUGCAGUUCCAGGAAACAAGAUAAAAAGUUGGGGACCAAACAGUGGUCCUGUAUUUUGUUUCUCAUCUACCACAGUGGGUUGGACCACAGCAGGUUGGACCGCAGGUCCUGGGUCCUAUC
Messenger RNA from Opisthocomus hoazin, 2758 nucleotides. NCBI's taxonomy places the organism in Eukaryota, Metazoa, Chordata, Aves, Opisthocomiformes, Opisthocomidae. The record is from RefSeq and is a predicted model, not a curated record.